GUCAGAAGACAGAUGAAAUGAGUCGCACAAGACAAUCGUAUGACAACUAACACCACUCCAGAUACAGACCCAACCCCUGAUGAUAACCAAGGCCUCUUACAUGGCAACGCAGUAAUCGAAGCCGGCGGCAGCGACGAAGACGGUGAAUUCUCCGCUAGCGACUUUGAUCCCGAAGAUUCUUCAAGUCUUCGCUCCUCCUCAACAUCCAUAAGCUCCAGUAUUCUCGAACACAGCUAUCAAAACGGUCGUCGAUAUCACCGUUAUCGCCAUGGCCGAUAUCCCUUACCGAACGAUGAGGCGGAGCAGAAUCGUGAAGAUAUGCUUCAUGCGAUGAUGUUGGAAGCCACAGAUGGACGGUUAUUUUAUGCGCCGGUUCGUGAGAAUCCGCAGAGGAUAGCGGAUUUGGGGACUGGUACGGGGAUUUGGGCUAUUGAGAUUGGUGAGAAAUAUCCGAGUGCUGAAGUAUUGGGAUUGGAUCUAAGUCCAAUACAACCGACAUGGGUACCUCCAAACGUCAAAUUUUAUGUGGACGAUAUCGAAGACGAAUGGCUCAACGGCGAUGACUUUGACUUCGUUCAUCUUCGCAACAUGAUCCCAAUCCUCAAAUCGCCUGUAACCCUCCUCAAGCAAGUAUAUGCAAACAUGAAGCCCGGUGCUUGGGUAGAACUCCAAGACGUAGAUGGCCAAGUCCACACAGACGACAACAGCAUCCCUGACGAUUGGCCCUUGAAACGCUUCACAGAAAUCAUCCUCCAAGCAUUCGCUCUCUACGAAACAAACGCACACGCCGCUGUAUUCGGAGGCCAAUAUCUUGCUGAAGCAGGGUUUGUUAAUAUUAAACACAAUUUUAUCAAAUUGCCUUAUGGGACAUGGCCAAAAGACAAGGUCAUGAGAUUGGUGGGCAUGUAUUAUCGAACUGCAUGUGAGGAAUUCUUCCCGGCGAUUGGGAAUUUGCAUUUUCCGCAGUUGGGAUGGGGUAAAGAUGAGAUGGAGGUGUUUUUUGCAGAGUGUAGACAGUCCAUGAGGGAUCCGAAAGUUCAUGCUUAUGGGAAGAUGCAUUUUUGGAGUGGCCAGAAGCCAUUGGAUGCAUAGAGUGCGUUGAUGAUGGGAUCUACAGAACCGCGAUGAGAAAUGUUGAAAGAUUUAUGUAUCGAGGAUCAUGUUUGAGCGUCGGUGCCAGAAAAGAAGAACUGAA
Molecule: messenger RNA, 1195 nt
Organism: Fusarium oxysporum Fo47
Lineage: Eukaryota; Fungi; Ascomycota; Sordariomycetes; Hypocreales; Nectriaceae
Product: methyltransferase domain-containing protein
Exons: 5
Coding region: 40-1092 (350 amino acids)
Molecular function (GO): methyltransferase activity
Source: RefSeq, a predicted model, not a curated record